UAGGAGUCUUGCCUUCUCCGGGCCGGCUCUUCGCUUUUCCAGCGCUCAGUCGGGCCUAAUUAAUUGAGACUUUGCAGUGAACAGCUAUAAUGUGAGCUCUGUAGUGCUUAUGUAUGCCCGUGAAGCACGCCAGAAGAGAACAUUAAUUAAGAACUCGGGUGAAGCCGAUGCUCAUCUUAUCGUUUCUUCUCACGUGUCUGUUCAGUGGCAACAUUCCGUGGUGACGAUCCACCAAGACAUCAGUGAGACAACACCUGAAGAAAGGGAAACAAACUAUUAGUCAUACAAUCCACCUAGUUUGUUAUCCACUCAUACAUUCAUGAACCUCGCAAGUCAAUUUGCCACCUGACCUAUUAAUUUAAGCGUUUUCGUGGGCGGUUAGAAAAACUGCCACCAUGCCAGAAAUCCCAGCUUACAACAAGCCAGUAAACUAAGCAUUCGCCAGGAUGUCCGGUCAAUCAGGAACUUCACCCACGCCCCUACGCCCAUGGCAGGACUCGCUGCGGUCAGCUGGACAAGCCCUCGAGUUUUUGCUGGCUAGUGGAAUCAAUUCUGACGUCACCCUAGUGGUCGGCCGCGAGGGUAAACAAUUUAAGGUUCACCGUCUGAUUCUCUCUAUGAGGAGUCCCGUAUUUGAGGACCUGCUGCUCCUCAACCCGGCCAGUAAGAGUUGUGUGCUGCCCCUCAAGGAUGACUCUCCCUGGGCCUUCCAGUGGCUCCUGAACCAUAUUUACACCGACAAGCAUGAGAUCGACAGCAUGGAACUAGCCCUACAAAUUCUGAGCUUGGCGGAUAAGUACAUGGUUGCCAGUGCAUAUGACACCUCCAUUAGGUAUCUCCAAACCGUAGUGAAACGUAACAACGUCCUCAAGAUAUACAACUAUCUGGUCCAUCUCUUUGCCGAUAACGACUCCCUCCGGACGUUGUGCAAAGGGGUCUUCAGGGACAACGGGAACGCUGUGCUCCUGUCCCCGGCGCUGAUGGACCUCACGCCAGAGGCCAUGUCUCAGCUCCUCAAGGAACCUCUGAGGAUCACCUCGGAGACCGUCAUCUUUAAGGCUCUCGUUAAAUGGGGUCAAGCUCAGCUGAAGCUCCAAGGGAAGCCCCUGAAACCGUCGGCCCUCCGCCAAGAAAUUACACACUUCCUACCUCUGAUACGCUUUUUUACCAUGACCUCCGACGAGUUUGUGCAGAACGUGCUGACCACCGAUGUGCUGACGCCGGAGGAGAAUGUGUAUGUGCUGAAACAAAUAGCCAAGCCGCAGAGCGAUCCGGGACACCAUUCCCCUUUGGGCAAAUCGCUGCAGAUCAACACCAGCAGGGAGAGCAGAGCCUCACUCAUCACGAAGGAACAGAUGCGCACCGUCUUGUGUGAAGGAGUUAACAAGACGUGGCUGAGGGAGCCCACCUACCAGUUCCAUCUCCUUCCUUCAGACAACAUUGUCCUCCUGGCUGUCAAGGUCCAGCUGGAGGGUGGAGCAGAGGACGUGCAGCUUGAGAUACGCAAAGAGGACGCAAAUUCGGCGGUGCUCGCAAGCGCUGAGGGCCGCGGCGCUAACCUCUCCUUCAAGAACCCGGUCCACCUCAGGGAGUCCGUUACCUACGUCUUCACCCUUCAGGUCUCCGACCCAGUAACGGCGCUGUACGGAAGCAAGUUUUCACAGAAGGUCUAUGAAAUUGAGGGCUUCCAGAUCUCCCUCAGUCCGGGAGUCUUCAUCCAGGCUGUGGUAUUCUUCUGAUGAACUAGAAAAAUACAUCAAAGUUCUAUAGAGCUUCGUUCUCCAGUGAAUGCCUUAGUGACAGCUUAAUAGUCAGAGACUGUGCUGAGCAAUGAGCAAAUUGUAUGCAAUUUAACAUAUACAAGCAAACAACAAUCCCAAAAUUGAGCAGCUCAUAUUUAUUCUUAUAUGAUUUUUUAUUUACGAAGAAAAGAUACAUAAUUUUUUCAUUUACCAAUGUGCUCAUGUGGAAUAUCCAAAAAGAUUUGAACAUAUUUUCCUAUUGAUGGAAUGCACAUAUUUAAAUGUAAAAUAAGUUAGUAAUUGGUUAUUGAGAGCUCCAAAAACCUGAUAACAUACGUAUCUUAGACUUGUAGUCCACAUCACAAUCCGGAAAUCACAAUACACAUGAUCCUCCGAAACACGAUUUAGAAAGAUUUUCUAAAAUGCUUGCUACAAUAAAUUAAGCUCAAAGAGGGCUUUAAAAACGCCACAGUAACACGAGUUUUAGCUGUACCUCUAAUAAAUUGAGUGUUGUCACAAGCUCUGCCCGAAAAAAAUAAAGGAAACGUGAGGUUGGUUUUGCUCCGCGAACAUUUUUUCGAAAUAAAAAAUAUAAUUUUUGGCGUUAUUUUAGCUGUAACCGAGGACCAAAUUUUACCAGAUCAAAAUAUUUAAUACAAAUCUCUCUUAGGCAUUAAUGUAUACAAAAUAGCAACGAAUCUGGCUCCCCUUGAGCAAAGUUUUGAUCGAGCCUUCACCAUUUCAUGCAGUGAAUAGCACGUACGGGUUUAACACUUUAUAUUUGUUACUUGGUGUACUGACAUCACAGAGGUCCAGAGGGAGCAUCGACACCAUGCCCAGCCCUCCUAGGGCAGGGUAGGUGCCUGAGCCAGAGCUUUCAGCUCACAAGACUGUCAUUCCCAUUAGCCCCCUUGGGGCGGGGAUGGCAGACCAGAGAGGCCUAGCUUCUCCCUACGAGCCCCGUGAUGGCGGGGAAUGUGGCUAGGCCUGGGGACAGUUGGUCCCGGAGAUGAGGAGUACGAUCAACACCAUGCCCAGCCCUUCUAGGGUAGGGUUGGUGCCUGAGCCCGAGCUUGUAGCUCUCAAGAUGAGGAGGUACUUUUGCCUCCUCCCAUGGAAGACUUAGGUCUCAGACACUCCCUAAAGAGGGAACCAAGGCCGGGUCACCACUUGGAAAAGGCCCGGGCCGGGAGAAUACCGGCGAAUCUUUAACAAUAUUUGUUACGCUUUUUUUACUGCGUAACAUGAAAAGUCCUGCUGCUAAAGAAUAAAUGACCUGCCUGUCUUGGGGCAUUUAUAUUAUUUAAAAUUGAAAAAACCACUCUAGGGCCAGCAUGUACCUUCAUACAAAUUAUGAAGCAUAAAUUUAAAUAGUCAAUGUAUUAUAAGGACACAAAAACUCACCAAUUCAAAAAUAUAAUAUAUUAAUAGUAACGUAUAUACAACCUACCAUCUACUCUACUACAACAUCACCUUUCCUCCAGUUCACAUUAGCUCACUAGCACACUGCUACUAGUGAGUAAAACAAAGUAUAUAAACAUUUAUAAAUAGGGAGGCUACGUAACACCCCUCCACCUUUUGCCGGUCUGUCUACCAGCAGGCAAAAACACCAGACGAGUAGUCUUCCAAAACUUAAACAGGCCUCUGAACACUAAGGCCUUAUAGGUAAACAUGAGAGCACUUAAACACAAAUAAAAUAACCUAUGGUAUAUACUUACAAAACAAAACAAAGCUAUGAAUACUUCUCGCAGCUGCCGCCCUCCAUGUACUGCCUCACAAACACCUCAUCUACUCCUGUCUCCUGGUCACUCUGCCUGACCAGGAACAAUACGCGUCCGGUUUCAAUACAAAUCACGGAAAACUGUGGAGCAUUUUUUAAACAAUCAUUUUACUGCAGCACGCUGCAUAAUAAUAUCAACAUCUUCUUAAAUGUGUGUAAUGACGUUUAUGGUAAGUAUUAUUAGGCACUUAAUCCAUGUGAUGAUGCCAAGUAAAUAAACUUUGCAAUAUA
Cherax quadricarinatus is the source of this 3753-nucleotide messenger RNA. RefSeq names its product BTB/POZ domain-containing protein 6. NCBI's taxonomy places the organism in Eukaryota, Metazoa, Arthropoda, Malacostraca, Decapoda, Parastacidae. Gene Ontology annotation, molecular function: protein binding. Gene Ontology annotation, biological process: neurogenesis. Gene Ontology annotation, cellular component: cytosol. The record is from RefSeq and is a predicted model, not a curated record.